AUGUCUGGGAAGAAUUUCUCGGAGGUGACUGUCUUCAUUGUCUCUGGAUUUGCAAAUCACCCUGAACUACAAGUCUGUCUUUUCUUGACAUUUCUCUUCAUUUAUCUAUUUACUGUUUUGGGGAAUCUUGGCUUAAUCCUAUUAAUCAGAAUUGACUCUCAGCUCCACACACCAAUGUACUUUUUCCUCAGCAACUUAGCAUUUAUUGACAUAUUUUAUUCCUCUACUGUAACGCCCAAGGCAUUGAUAAAUUUCCAGUCUAACCAGAAAAGCAUCUCCUUCGUUGGCUGCUUUGUCCAAAUGUAUUUCUUCGUGGGUUUGGUUUGCAGUGAGUGCUUCCUUCUGGGCUCAAUGGCCUAUGACCGCUACGUAGCAAUCUGCAACCCUUUACUGUACUCAGUAGUCAUGUCCCAGAAGGUGUGCAGCUGGUUGGCAAUCACGCCAUACGCAAUAGGAUUCACAAAUUCUCUCACCUCUAUUUGUGUUAUUCGCAGUUUGCCAUUCUGUGACUCUAUCAUUAACCAUUUCUUCUGUGACACCACAGCUCUCUUAGCUCUGUCCUGUGUAGAUGCAUUCAACACAGAGAUGGUGAUCUUUAUCUUAGCUGGCUUCACCCUUCUUAGCUCGCUUCUCAUCAUCACAGUCACUUACGUUGCCAUCAUCUCAGCCAUUCUGAAGAUACGGUCGGCUGCGGGCAGACAGAAAGCCUUUUCUACUUGUGCAUCCCACCUCAUGGGUGUGACAAUCUUCUACGGGUCUCUGAUUUUCACUUAUCUGCAGCCGGAUAACACAUCAUCCUUGACACAGGCACAGGUGGCGUCCGUGUUCUAUACCAUUGUCAUUCCAAUGCUGAACCCUCUGAUCUACAGUCUGAGGAACAAAGACGUGAAAAAUGCUCUCCUGAGACUCCUACACAGAAACUUUUCUCUAUGA
Erinaceus europaeus (western European hedgehog) is the source of this 933-nucleotide messenger RNA. Its product is annotated as olfactory receptor 8I2. The record is from RefSeq and is a predicted model, not a curated record. Gene Ontology annotation, cellular component: membrane. The transcript has a single exon. NCBI's taxonomy places the organism in Eukaryota, Metazoa, Chordata, Mammalia, Eulipotyphla, Erinaceidae. Bases 1 to 933 code for a protein of 310 amino acids. Gene Ontology annotation, biological process: sensory perception of smell; G protein-coupled receptor signaling pathway. Gene Ontology annotation, molecular function: odorant binding; G protein-coupled receptor activity; olfactory receptor activity.